CCCAUGCGCUGAACCCCUUUGUUGGUGGGUAAGCCCUUGCUAAGUUCCUGGUUCUUCCUGGCCCUGCUUGAUUCUGUCCUGGGGCUGUGCUUUGAGCCCCAUGCCCUGGUCCCACCCCAAAGAGGCUUUUCCUUUCCUUCAAGAGGCCAGCCUUGGGAAGAACAGAGCUGCGAGGAAGCAGAGCCGCACCUUGGGCUGAGGUCCUUAGGAGGCAGCAAUGAUGACUGGGUCCGUGUUCCUCCUCAACUUCAUGAUUUUAUGGGUGGAAGUUAAAGAGACAAAUAUUGAUUGUAAAAACUACAGAAGGGCACAAAGAAAAAGGGGACCCAUCGUAAGGCCACCACUUAAGUUCUGGACGUGUUUUGGAUGUCCACUUUUGUCAUUUAAUAUUUUCCCUUAAUUUUUAACAGCUGCAUGCUGUGACAUCCCCCUCAUUUGUCAAUGUUAAUACCACUGAGGUGAACAUCCUGAAUCAGAUUUUAGCAGAGAGAUUUACAUGUGGUUUAAACCACAUCCACAAUAUGUGAAGGGGUGUCUGGGUUGAGAGUAAAGGGAACCCCGGAAAGCCUUCUUACUCAAUACCAUCUUUUCCACAUCUUCUGAUUCUGAGAUUCAUUUCUAAUAGGAUUCUGUAACACUGGCAGAGGUGACAGAGCAGUACAGAAAUUCUUAACUCCCAGGGUGUUUGGUGGUUUUGUUUUUUUGUUUUCCUAUAAGGAGAAUGGUCUCCUAACAUUAGGGUAGAGAACAAAGGAGCUCCUAACUCAAGACAGGCCGAAAGUAAGAAAGCACGUUAGCUGAAGAUAUUUACAGAUGUGAUCUUUAAUCCUAGAGGAUUCUUGGGAAAUGGGAAAGAGGCCAAAAAGACAGAAAUGUCCAGGCCUUCGGAAGAAAAUGGUGAACCCAGAAAAUUGCAAACUAGUCAACAUGCUCCCAAGCCCUUGCAAGAUUCUGCAGCAGCCUGUUAAGUGCAUGCUGUUUUAAGCAUUUAGGAGAGAACAGGCAGCUUCUCUGUGGGCCCCAGAGUCACAUGUGGCCCUCCCAGCACAGUUUGCCAACAGCCCUGGUGCUCCCGGGGCCUGGGGCCAGCGGGCUCCCUGUGCCAAGGGCAGUCCGCCUCCAACUGGGUCAGACUCGCCAGCCUACAGGGCUGGAAGGACAGGAAUGUUCUCAUUCCUCACUGAGAAGCAGGACAGCACAGGGGACGAGUCAAGUCUUUGGAGUGGAACUUCCUGGGCCUGUUCUGGUUCCACUCCUUUCAAGCCUCAGCUCCCUCACCUGUUGAGCUGCACUGAUUAUUUUCCUGAGUCCUGGAGGCCACACCGACCUCCUCUGGGUGCCUCUGCCUGGUGCAGGCUGCACGGGGAGCGGGGAGCACAGGCUUCUAGUGUCUCGGCCAUGGCAUCCAGCCAAGUGUGCCAGCGGCUGGGCUCCUCCUCUCUUCCUGCCCUCUCCCUGCUCCUCCCUCUGCCUGGGGCAACACAGAAAGCUGAUUACCAGCAAGUUCCUGGCCUUCUGCUCAGCCUGGGACAAAAAUGGCUGCUAGAGGCGGGGGUCUCUGCAGGUCCCUGUUUGCCUCUCCCGGCCGAGCUUGGAGACAAGCUCACUCUGAAGCCAGGGGACACCUGAAGCCUGAAUACGACGCAGUGGUGAUAGGAGCAGGACACAACGGGCUGGUGGCUGCGGCGUACCUGCAGAGGCUGGGGGUGAACACAGUGAUCUUUGAGAGGCGCCACGUGGUCGGGGGUGCGGCUGUCACCGAGGAGAUCAUCCCAGGGUUUAAGUUCUCCCGGGCAUCCUACCUGCUCAGCCUGCUGAGGCCACAGAUAUACACAGACCUGGAGCUGAAGAAACAUGGGCUGAGACUGCAUCUUCGAAACCCCUACUCCUUCACCCCCAUGCUGGAGGAGGGCACAGGGGGCAAGGGGCCCAGGUCCCUUCUGCUGGGCACAGACAUGGCAGAAAACCAGAAGCAGAUUGCCCAGUUCUCACGGAAGGAUGCCCAGGCCUUUCCAAGAUACGAGGCAUUCAUGAAUCGCUUGGCAGCGGCCAUCGACCCCCUGCUGGACGCAGCCCCAGUGGACAUGGUGGCCUUCCAGCGUGGCUCCCUGCUGCAAAGGCUCAAGUCACUCUCCACCCUCAAGCCCCUGCUGCAGGCAGGCCUGGUCCUGGGAGCCGAGCUCCCCCAGUAUUACCAGGUCCUCACAGCUCCGAUUACCAAGGUGCUGGAUCAGUGGUUUGAGUCGGAGCCUCUGAAAGCCACUCUUGCAACAGAUGCGGUGAUCGGAGCCAUGACAAGUCCCUACACUCCGGGGAGCGGGUAUGUGCUGCUACAUCAUGUGAUGGGGGGCCUGGAGGGGAUGCAGGGCGCCUGGGGCUAUGUCCAGGGUGGCAUGGGUGCCCUCUCUGAUGCCAUCGCAAGCUCAGCCACAGCACACGGAGCAAAUAUCUUCACUGGAAAGACCGUGGCUAAGGUGCAGGUGGGCAGCGGAGGCUGUGUUCAAGGAGUGGUGCUACAGGACGGCGCGGAGGUGAAGAGCAAGGUGGUGCUGUCCAACGCCUCACCUCAGAUCACCUUCCUGAAGCUGACGCCACAGGAGUGGCUUCCCGAGGAUUUCAUCAAAAAGGUCUCUCAGCUGGACACCCAGUCACCUGUUACCAAGAUCAAUGUGGCUGUAGACAGGCUGCCCAGCUUCCUGGCUGCCCCCAAUGCUCCCAGUGGCCAGCCACUGCCCCAUCACCAGUGCUCCAUCCACCUGAACUGUGAGGACACCCUCCUCCUCCAUCGGGCCUUCGAAGAUGCCAUGGAUGGUCUCCCUUCCCACAGGCCUGUGAUUGAGCUCUGCAUCCCCUCCUCCCUGGACCCCACCCUGGCUCCCCCUGGCUGCCACGUCGUCUCCCUCUUCACUCAGUACACGCCCUAUGCGCUGGCCGGAGGCAAGGUCUGGGACGAGCAGGAGAGAAACAGUUAUGCAGACAGAGUGUUUGACUGCAUCGAGGCCUAUGCCCCCGGCUUCAGGGGCUCUGUGGUGGGCAGAGACAUCCUCACACCACCCGAUUUGGAGAGAAUCUUCGGGCUUCCUGGAGGGAAUAUAUUCCACUGUGCCAUGGGCCUAGACCAGCUUUACUUUGCCCGCCCUGUGCCCCUGUACUCCAGCUACCGCUGCCCCCUCCGGGGCCUGUAUCUCUGCGGAAGUGGGGCCCAUCCUGGAGGAGGUGUCAUGGGAGCCGCUGGACGCAACGCAGCCCACGUGGUCUUUAGGGACCUCAAGAGCAUGUGACCCUGAGCCAACCCUGACCCAAGAAGAAGUUGUUCUGAUUCACCACUGAGCUUUCAAGUCCCCCAGUGGAUCAGCUUCCCAGGAAGGAGGCAGCCAUGUCCUCAGGGCUCAAGCUGUCAUUUUAGAAAAAAAUGUACAAGUACUUUAGUGUAAGUUAACAGUGUACCCCAUGCCUCUGUGAAUCAACCAGUUUUGUUUUAUUAAAAGCCUGUGUUUUAUAUAGAUAGUUUGCUAAAUAGGACUCUAUUAGCUGGAUAAACCUGUCUGGGAUACUUGGUAUUUG
Molecule: messenger RNA, 3564 nt
Organism: Choloepus didactylus (southern two-toed sloth)
Lineage: Eukaryota; Metazoa; Chordata; Mammalia; Pilosa; Megalonychidae
Gene: PYROXD2
Product: pyridine nucleotide-disulphide oxidoreductase domain 2
Exons: 16
Coding region: 1536-3281 (581 amino acids)
Molecular function (GO): oxidoreductase activity
Source: RefSeq, a predicted model, not a curated record